Messenger RNA from Drosophila willistoni, 1682 nucleotides. RefSeq names its product protein jagunal (gene jagn). The record is from RefSeq and is a predicted model, not a curated record. Gene Ontology annotation, cellular component: endoplasmic reticulum membrane. Bases 138 to 731 code for a protein of 197 amino acids. The transcript has 3 exons. Lineage: Eukaryota; Metazoa; Arthropoda; Insecta; Diptera; Drosophilidae. Gene Ontology annotation, biological process: endoplasmic reticulum organization; vesicle-mediated transport.
GCCCCGCACUAGUGUUUGUAUGGCCACUGUUGCCUUGUUGCGUUGUUUUGUGAAAAAUUUUGUUUUUAAUAGGGAUAAAGAUAAAGUUUUUUAAAGUGUUAAAAGCAUAAGCUAAAGCUGUAACUAAAUUGCUCACAAUGGCAACGCGCGGCGGUCCGAUGGUCGCUGGCACCGACGGCAACGAUUUCGAAUUUAGACAACGCGUGGCAGGCACAUAUCAAAUUAGUUUGUUGAAUAAAUCACGCCUGAAGUACUGCAUUUUCUUUCAUGCCAUGCUUUUCUUUGUGAUGCUGGCCAAAUUGACUUCUGACAUAUUGGAUCGAUUGGACAUAUUUGUGUUGGAAAUUGAAGAAUUGGAAGUACCUCCGCCACUCUGGUGGGAGUAUGUAUGGGCUGGCUCAUUGCUCACCUCGUUUGUGGGUUUGUCGGCGGCACGGGGAAACAAGGUGCGGGAUAUGCAGAAGUACAUGAUUGCCAUUCUGGUCUUUGGCAUUGUGCCCUUGCUCUACUGUUUCGCUUACUAUUUCUCGGAUAUGUGGGAGUUUUUGACCCUGGAUAAGACCGUGGAAUUGGAUGAGACUGACAUAUUUGUAUGGCGCGGCUAUCCCUAUGGUGUGUUUUGGUAUGCCUUCUGCUUUGUGGGCUUUCAAAUUCACGGAUUCACGCUAUACUUUGCCUACACUCUAGUCAAGGCCUGGAAGGCCCGUACUGCCACGCGUAAAUUUCAGUAAACUCUGAAACAAUUCGGUGGACUGAAGGUGGUUGAAGCACUAAAAUACUCGCCAAAAUAGUUAAAACCAAGCUAGACGCUGUAGGCCUAGUUGUAUAUAAUUAACUCUCCAAGAAACGAAUUGAAACGACAAGCAGCUGUUAAGUUAUCGCACAUUUUUUAUAAUACCUACAUCAUACAGAUACAGGAUACAGGCAAAAAUACUUAAAGUGCUCUCUUAAGCAAGUAUAUCAACGUUAAUGUUUUUCUUUUUUUUUUGUUAAUUACAAGUUAAUACCGUUCAAACCAUUUAAAAAAACCAAAAGGAAACACAUAUACAUACAUAUAUGAAUACUAAUCUGAAGAAAAUAUUUAUAGUCACUUAUCCCAAAUUGCUAAAUAAUGUAUGUAAAUACAAAUUUGCAAAUUCAAGUCAGGACAACAAAGCAACUGAAGCCACCAAUUUUUCCCCGAAUAGGAAAACAAAAAUGAAAGAAAAACUUUGUCUUUUCACUUACUUACAUUUCAACGUGCCUCGUGUUUGUUAGAAACGUUAUAAAUAUAUAAACAAAUAUAUAUAUAUACACACACAUAUAUAUAUGUAUAUAUGUGAAGAUACAUUUAUAAUUAUAUAGAUUUCUAUUUGUCACUAUUAGUUUUAGUUGUUUUCUACAAAUUUUAAAAAGUGUGUUGAUUUUGUCAAUUUUUAUUAUUUCCUUCCUGACACGCACAUAUUCAGUGCUAUUUGUUGAACGUUUAUGGAGAAAUGUCAACCUCACCCCUCCCCGUCAAAUAUAAUAUCAUUUUACAUUAUUCAAAUGCAAUUUGAGUGUUUAAGCAAAGUUUAUUAAAGUUCUGAUCGUCAAUAAUAAUUAUAAUAAAUACUGUUGUAAUAACACACACACACACAUACACAAAAAACACACAUAGCAAAUUGAAGUGUUGUGCGUGCGAGAUAAUUUUUUUGAAUAGA